AUGAACCCAGUGACGAUAAACCACGUCGUGAUAACUGCGUUAAUCUCACUCUUAUUUUCCCUUUCCCACGGUCAGUAUACUGAGCCCCGUCUUUGUGAUGGUCUUUGCUAUUGUUCUCGGGAAGAACAAGUCGUGGAUUGUGGCCGUCAGGAUAAAAUCAUGGGUGUUCCCACGAAUCUUCCCCCGGGCACUGUAAAACUCAUGAUUCAGGGUGGAUUGUUCCCUGAACCGGGCUAUCUCAGUGCUAAGAAUCUCACAGGUCUAGCACAUCUUGUUAGUCUUCGGAUUAUUAACUCCAAACUUCGUGCAGUAGAAUCUCGGGCCUUCCUUGGGAUGACUAAUCUCCGUGAUCUCGACCUUUCCCUAAAUCUCCUCUACCGCAUUGAGUCCCGUACUUUCUACGGCCUCAACUUGCAGACACUUUAUUUGCAACAACAGCGGUAUCAACCCGACCUUUAUACUUCCUUUGGAUCCCCAACUGAUCCUGAACCGCUGGACAUUUCGGCUGAGGCAUUCUAUGGCCUUUCUGCAACCAGUAUUGAUUUAAGGAAGAAUUUUAUCUCUAACAUAAGCUAUUCUCUAUUUUCUCAAGUUAGAGGUCUUGAGAAGUUGGUUCUAUCUGACAACAAGAUUCGUCAACUGGAUUCAAGAUUUGCAGAAUACUUUGACAACCCCAAUCAUCUGCUUGAUCUGACUGAAAACCCCCUUGAUUGCUCGUGUAAAUUAGCUUGGCUUGUAAAUCGUGCCAAAGACUGGGGAGCACAGGCGUCUACUCUUACAUGUAUUAGUGGAUCUGGUUCUCGAAUUGAGCUUAAAAGACUCACUACAGAUCAUCUAUGCAUGGGUUCAAAAAUUCAGUCCAUUGGUGUUGACAUAUCUCCAGCUGGAAAUGCAGCAACUCUAAGUUGCACAGCUGUCACUUUCAGCCGCUUGGAUUCAGCUAAUAAAAAUUUGGAGGGAUAUCGAUAUACUGCAUUGGAACCCUAUGUGAAUCAUCCUGUCGUUAGACAGCGUCCUCCUGCUGUUGCCUGGACGUAUGUGGAGUCAGGGCAGCUUCGAAAAAUCGCUGAAAUGCCUUCAGAUCAUCCUCCGUCAAUUGAACAAGAAAGCACAUCUACCACACUCCCACUUAAUGUCUCCCUCUCUCAGACUGGCCGCAAAUUUUCUUGUAUUACAUGGGAUGAUAAACAAAAUGAACAAGAGAUUCUUGUUACUCUUCGAGGUUGUGCGCUUCCACCUUUAAUUGAACCUAAAGAAAGUGUUAAAGACUCUUCCACCGGUUCACUCGAAGAUGGGUUAUCUCAGCAAGAAGCUAAACUGAAAGAGGGCGCUUCUGGACCAGCCUCUAUGGGCAAUAUGCCUUAUCCUCAAUCUGGCUUCCUAUUCCAGAAGCAGUAUACAUUGUUGGAGAUGAUUGGUGCUGUGAUAGGAACGUUCUUAGUUACCUUGGUAGUGCUGCUAGCAGGCUCGCGGUGUAUGAUGAUGUUGAAACAAAGGGCUAUUUCUGACCACCAUGCGAAAGAGAUUGGUGGUCGAAGCACAACCUACGAUGCUGCUCCUAAACAUUCAGACGCUAUUGGUAGAAUGGGAACUACAAUCUCAAGGGCUCCAGUGGCCAGUAAUAGUAAUAAUUGUGGAUUUAACCCGAUGGCUUGUGAUGGUGUGGGUGGUCCCUACCCCCAAUAUAAUCCAUAUCUUCCUUCCACCUCUGGUGUGGCAUUCCCUCUCCAUGCUGCUCCUGCUGCCUCUAGGAUUACAAGUCCCACUAAUGGCCAACUAUCGACAAUGUCUGCCACGACCCCUCUUCUAACAACCAAUAUGACAAUGACUGGUCUACAAGGCAUGCACCAAAUUCAUCAAUGGUCUCUACCUCCUCCCUCCACCUAUUCAGCAGCUGGUAGUCAAGAAUAUGACGUCCCCAGAGGAAUGGAAUUAUCUCAAGUGGCUUCCGAUCAAACCACCAUGCAACGAGAACACCAACAACAAGUGCAAGCUCUAUCCCAGCAGCAACAGCAAGCUAAAUUAAAUCUCACUGUCGAUGCCUUCGGAGGUGACAGCGCCGAUUGA
Messenger RNA from Rodentolepis nana, 2067 nucleotides. Lineage: Eukaryota; Metazoa; Platyhelminthes; Cestoda; Cyclophyllidea; Hymenolepididae. The record is from the annotation of a GenBank genome assembly.